Molecule: messenger RNA, 920 nt
Organism: Gymnogyps californianus (California condor)
Lineage: Eukaryota; Metazoa; Chordata; Aves; Accipitriformes; Cathartidae
Gene: YWHAG
Product: tyrosine 3-monooxygenase/tryptophan 5-monooxygenase activation protein gamma
Exons: 2
Coding region: 115-858 (247 amino acids)
Biological process (GO): signal transduction
Cellular component (GO): cytoplasm
Molecular function (GO): protein kinase C binding
Source: RefSeq, a predicted model, not a curated record
GCCGCCGCCCGCUCGCCCUCCUCCCGUCGCCGCCCUUCCUCAUCCUUCUCCUCCUCCUCCUCCUCCUCCUCCCGGAGCCCGCAGCCUCCUUGCCCUUCCCCCGGCCCCGCGAAGAUGGUGGACCGCGAGCAGCUGGUGCAGAAGGCCCGGCUGGCCGAGCAAGCCGAGCGAUACGACGACAUGGCGGCCGCCAUGAAGAACGUGAGUCCCCUGAACGAGCCUCUGUCCAACGAAGAGAGGAACCUCUUGUCUGUCGCCUACAAAAACGUGGUGGGGGCGCGGCGCUCCUCUUGGCGAGUAAUUAGCAGCAUCGAGCAGAAGACCUCUGCUGAUGGGAACGAGAAGAAGAUAGAAAUGGUGCGGGCCUACCGUGAGAAGAUCGAGAAGGAGUUGGAAGCGGUGUGCCAGGAUGUGCUGAGCCUGCUGGACAACUACCUGAUCAAGAACUGCAGCGAGACGCAGUACGAGAGCAAAGUCUUCUACCUGAAGAUGAAAGGGGACUAUUACCGCUACCUGGCCGAAGUGGCCACUGGCGAGAAGAGGGCGACCGUGGUGGAGUCUUCGGAGAAAGCCUAUAGCGAAGCCCAUGAGAUCAGCAAGGAGCACAUGCAGCCGACCCAUCCCAUCCGGCUCGGUCUGGCGCUUAACUACUCGGUUUUCUACUACGAGAUCCAGAACGCUCCGGAGCAGGCCUGCCACCUGGCCAAGACGGCCUUCGAUGACGCCAUUGCCGAGCUGGACACCCUCAACGAGGACUCCUACAAGGACUCAACGCUCAUCAUGCAGCUCCUCCGCGACAACCUAACGCUCUGGACGAGCGAUCAGCAAGACGACGACGGUGGAGAAGGCAACAACUAGACCCCCCCGAUGGACUGGCAGCCGCACGCUGAUGCUAACUACUGCAGUCUUUAUUUUUUUCC